AUGGCUGACAGGAAAAAAGAUGCAGAACCUGAGGGUGAAGAAGAAUUCUCAGUAGAAAAAGUUUUAGAUAGACGGGUUACAAAUGGGAAGGUGGAAUAUUUUCUUAAAUGGAAGGGUUAUAGUGAUGAAGAUAACACAUGGGAACCAGAGGAAAAUCUGGAUUGCCCAGACUUGAUACAGGCUUUUGAAGAAGCUAGAAAGAAAAAAGAAGCAGAAGGCAAGGGUGCCAUGAAAAUUGACACAAAAAAAAGAAAAUCUGCUGCCACACCAGAUUUAAAAGGAGCCAAAAAGAGCAAAACUGACGACAAAAAAGCCUCCGGCUUUGACAGAGGUCUUGAACCUGAGAAGAUUAUAGGAGCUACUGACAGCAGUGGUGAGCUCAUGUUCCUGAUGAAGUGGCAGGGUACCGAUGAAGCUGAUUUGGUACCUGCCAAGCAGGCUAAUGUAAAAUGCCCACAAGUUGUUAUACAGUUCUAUGAAGAGAGGCUGACUUGGCAUACCCCUGCACCUGAUGAAUGCAAUAAUGAUGAAUAG
Messenger RNA from Leptosia nina, 534 nucleotides. NCBI's taxonomy places the organism in Eukaryota, Metazoa, Arthropoda, Insecta, Lepidoptera, Pieridae. The record is from the annotation of a GenBank genome assembly.